AUGGCUCUUCCUAGUGCUGCCGUCCCCAUGCUUGACGCUGCAAUCGUCCACGAGAAACCAAGCCCGACCGCUGUGGCAAAGGUCGCCCCCACCACCCCAAACCCGGAUCAAGUCCGUGUUGUCGCUCCGCACGAGUACAAACAGGCUGCCGCAUGCUUGGCUGAGGCGUUUCGCCUUGACAAGAUUGUCCGCUACGCCAUCGACACUCCGGAUCGCAUGGAUAUGACGGAAGAGGAGCGCUUCGAACUGCACAAAGCCUCCAUGGAGUACGUCACCUAUGCUCAUUGUCUCCAGGGACUGGUCUUGACGGUUGGUGAGAACUUUGAUUGCGUUGCUUUGUGGCUGCCACCGGGUAAGAACAUCGACGACUGGUUCACCAUCCUCCGCAGUGGCAUGUGGCGACUGAGCUGGAAGCUUUCCAAGGAGGGCAAGGCGAGAUUCUUCGAUGAGUUCCUGCCCCUGUUGCAUCAUACUAAGCAGGAAAUCUUGGGGGAAAGGGACAACAACUCCUGGUACUUGAACUAUAUCGGUACCAAGCCGGCGGCACGUGGUCGUGGUUAUGCCCGAAAGCUGAUUGAAUAUGUCACCAAGAUGGCCGAUGCUGACGGGAUCCCGUGUUACCUGGAGAGUUCACACGAUAUCAACAUCAUCAUCUACGAGAAGUUGGGCUUUGAGCUGCGCAAGCACAUCUAUUUGCAACGCGCUGCGGGCAUGGAGCUGAGGAUGGAUGUCAUGGUUAGGGAGCCGGUGGAUCCGGAAAAGAAGGAUGAGAAUGGCAACAUGGGAUAUAUAACAACAUGGGCAGUAUGGGUGGUGGCAUCGAUCGGCUUCGGAUCUCACAAAUCAAAACAUGUCUGGUGGUUGACACAAGCCAUCUCGUCGUUGGGGAUCAUUCUCUACACGCUGGCCAAUUGGUCAUACACGGUUGCCGCCUUUACGGAUCCCGGUUCACCUCUGAAGUCUCCCGACAAGUUAUCAGAUCGAAGUCAAGGGAGAUACUCGAUGCUUCCAACUCACGAGUCUCCCGCCGAUGCGGGCCAGUUGCAGAGUAUCACCGUUUCCUCCACAGGAGCGCCUAGAUUCUGCAAAAAGUGCCAUACCCCCAAGCCGGACCGGACACAUCACUGCUCUACUUGCAAGAGAUGUGUCUUAAAGAUGGACCAUCACUGCCCUUGGCUGUCGACCUGUCUCGGAUUGCGGAACUAUAAAGCAUUUGUGCUCUUCCUCAUCUACACAUCUCUGUUCUGCUGGGUCUGCUUUGUCAAUGCUGCAUGGUGGAUGUGGAAAGAACUUUUCGAGCAAAGUGGCUAUCUGGACGAAGUGGCACCCAUCAAUAUUAUCCUUCUUUCCGUGAUUGCCGGUAUCAUCGGCCUGGUCCUGAGUGCGUUCACUGGCUGGCAUAUACAUCUCUGCAUCAAGGGCCAAACUACCAUCGAGAGACUCGAGAAGACGAGAUACCUGAGCGGUGUGAGGACUCUUGUGGAGCGGAAUCGCCAGGAGCAUCAGUUGAAUCACAGCAGACGCAGCUCCGAAGGCGUUGCAGGUAGACUACAGCGCGUGGGGGAGCAGUUUCUUGAGUGGAAUGCCAAUGCUGUUCCCGGCGCUUCACGGUACGAAGAAGGCGAAGAACACACCUCGCCCGUCCCAAGUGUCCGUAACACGACACAGCGUGAUGCGCCGUAUCCUCAAGGUUCAGAUCAGUCGGCCAAUCAUCGUCCCCACCAACCCGACGUUUUCGACGACACCCCAGCCGUUCGUGCAUUGCGAAAUACUUAUUCCCAUAUGGAGGCCGCGCGCGAGCGCGAGAGAUACUCACAAUACCUAGAUGACCAGGAAUCCGAAAAAAUGCCCAAUGCAUUCGAUCUUGGCUGGCGUCAGAAUCUUAACCAUUUAUUCGGACCGAAUCGGUUACUCUGGGCUUUUCCAAUAUGUAACACCACAGGUGAUGGCUGGCGUUGGGAAGUCAGCCCAAAAUGGGUUGCGGCGCAAGAAGAAGCGGCGAGAAAAAAAGAACAGAGGCUCGCGGCAAUGAUGGAUCAUGAUCACUAUGCAGGACCCAUAAAUGGAAGAGGCGGUCGUGGCUAUGGGUAUCAAGAGUACGAGAGCGACCGGGACCGCGAUUACGUCGUCAACUUUGAUGGACCCCACGAGAACACUGUCCCGCGGAAUGCUGACGAGGAUAUGUACUCCCGCAGCGCCAUGUCCAUGAAGAAUCUGCCUCCAAAUCACAACAAUGCGUCCUCCACGGCAGAUCUGAGCAAGAGGAGACAGCGGAGGGACUUUGACCAGGACGAACCUUUUGAGGUCAGCAGCGGCGACGAAUACGACAGCGACUCAGAUAUUGGAUAUGACAACAGAGACGACCAAGACGGUGCAGAGCGAGGCUGGAUCAGGAGGAACCGUGCAGGACGAGGAAGAUGA
This is a messenger RNA of Fonsecaea nubica, 2421 nucleotides long. RefSeq lists its product as hypothetical. Gene Ontology annotation, cellular component: endoplasmic reticulum; Golgi apparatus. Gene Ontology annotation, molecular function: protein-cysteine S-palmitoyltransferase activity. The record is from RefSeq and is a predicted model, not a curated record. Gene Ontology annotation, biological process: peptidyl-L-cysteine S-palmitoylation; protein targeting to membrane. The transcript has 3 exons. The coding region runs from base 1 to 2421 and encodes 806 amino acids. Lineage: Eukaryota; Fungi; Ascomycota; Eurotiomycetes; Chaetothyriales; Herpotrichiellaceae.